Schizophyllum commune H4-8 is the source of this 2222-nucleotide messenger RNA. Its product is annotated as Pkinase-domain-containing protein. Lineage: Eukaryota; Fungi; Basidiomycota; Agaricomycetes; Agaricales; Schizophyllaceae. The coding region runs from base 119 to 1801 and encodes 560 amino acids. Gene Ontology annotation, cellular component: cytosol; nucleus; cytoplasm. The transcript is spliced from 3 exons. The record is from RefSeq and is a predicted model, not a curated record. Gene Ontology annotation, biological process: negative regulation of glycogen biosynthetic process; intracellular signal transduction; protein phosphorylation. Gene Ontology annotation, molecular function: protein serine/threonine kinase activity; ATP binding.
CUGGACUCUUGGCAACCCCGAUUAAGACCGCUUCUCGCGCUCUCCCUGCGAUACUUCCUCCUUGCUCGACUCUCGCCCUCAAUCUCGCCAGCAUAGACGCGUAACAUUCAGGAUCAACAUGCGCUCUCCGAUCUCUAGCACUCACUACCGGCUCGCGUCUGACGAUGAUGUGGUCUUGCCCUUCCUUGCAUCCGCCAACUCGAAUGCAACGCUCUACGACGCGUCCGCAAGUCCUGGCGGCUACUUCACCUACACUCUGCCCGCCCAGGAUGGCCAUCAACGCUCAGACAGCGAUAUGUCGAUUGUAUGCGACGGAACCCGACCAUCCUCCUCCUGCAGCUCGCCUCGCCAAAAAAGAUACUCAGGCGCGCCAAGACGUAGCCUCAGCUGUCCUUCAUCUCCGUCCCAAAACAGGACUGUCAGAAGACCUUCUUCGCCGCGCUCCGAGGUCUCCAUCCCGGAAGUCGACCCUUUUGAUCAGUCAUUCGCGCAGGCGCUGGAACCCACACGCAACGUGUCCUAUCAUCUGUCGCCCAAGAACCACCUGCUCGACGCGGACGACAUCGAUGACGCAGAAAUCGAAGAAUUGCCCUCGCCUGCUCUGACGCCCUCCUCGUGCUACAACCUGCUCGGACACCUGCACUGCGCGCGCUUCUCUGAGAAUCACCGACUUAACGCUCAUUUCGUUCACGAGUACCAACUGGAGGACGAACUUGGCUCGGGCGGCUACGGCUUCGUCAUGACUGCUCGGCAUCGAAAGCGCGGAGAAGAGGUCGCCGUCAAGUUCAUCAUCAAGAGCAAGGUCCCGUCCUACGCGUGGAUGCAGCACGAAGAGGUCGGGCAGCUGCCGACGGAGGUCAUGUUGCUGUGCUUCCUCGAUCACCCCAACAUUGUCAAGUGCAAGGAUCUCUUUGAGGAUUCACUCUACUACUACCUGGUACAGGAACUGCAUGGUUCUCCUUGGCAGAAGGAAACUCGACUGUGUGCCCGCUCAUCUCCUAAGGCGUCUGCGACUUUAUCGCCCCUCCCCGGCCUCUGCGCGUCUUCCUCGCACGACUCGAUCCCCAGCUCGUCGAGCAGCUCUCCCGCCACCCCUUUCCAGUCCACCAUGGACCUCGCUUCUGUUGCGCUUCUGCAGGAACCCCCUCCCUUUAGCCCAGAGACGAAGGAUGAUAAGACCGAGGAAGUCAUCCUGAUCCCCGAUCCUCACCUGCUGCAGCCUGCGCGUCCCACCCAACGCCGUCGACCAUCACACGACCUCUUCGAGUGCAUAGAGUCGUCUAAGCAUAAGCGGCUGCCUGAGGAUCGCGCGCGAUACGUGUUCGCUCAGGUCGUCGACGCAGUGCACUACUUGGAUAGCCAAGGAGUCGCGCACCGGGACAUUAAGGACGAGAACAUCCUCAUUGACAGCGAGUAUCGGGUCAAGCUCGUCGACUUCGGAAGCGCGUCCGUCAUCGACCCCUCCCAGCCCCGCCCUUUCUACUCUCAGUUCUACGGCACCACGGCGUACGCUGCGUCAGAGAUUCUGAAGAAGCAGAAAUACCAGGCCGCGCCGGCGGAGGUUUGGACCCUCGGUGUCCUCCUCUCGUUCCUCCUCACUGGGAACUCACCCUUCCCUACCGUGAAGGAGGCGGUGGAGGGGGAGAUACGCCUGGUCGACGUGCCGGGGUUGACGCUGGGCGAGGAUGUGAGGGACCUGUUGCGUCGGUGCUUGGACCCGGAUCCGAAGACGCGGGCGACGAUUGCGGAUGUGAAGGCGCAUCCGUGGGUGACGGGGGAGCAGGACAUAUCGACUGCGUAAUCGCGAGGCGGUCGACUUGAAGGUGGAGGUGAUGGCGGAGGUGCAGGUGGGGGUGAAGGCGGAAGUGGUGGAUGGAGUGAGUUGUCCGCGGCUGCUGCGUAUCUUUCCCUUUUUUCUUUUCUGCUUCACCCUUUUCUCGUCGCUUCCCUUUUACAUUACAUCGUCCCCCUUUACAUUCCAUGUAUAUAUACUCUUGCAUACCGACAUCAUUGGACCGUCCCGCGUCGUAGAUACCCUCAUACCUUACCUGGAUUCACCUAAGUUCUCUCAAGCCCGUUAGAAGGGCCUUUACAAUACUUUCAAACUGUACCUUUAUACUACACUCUGCGUAGACCAUGUCGUGUACGGCGUCAGACCACCGGAGGGAGUGUUUUCAAGUAGAAAAAAAUGGACAGAGUAGCGAUACAAAAGAAGCACGCGC